Messenger RNA from Closterium sp. Naga37s-1, 1011 nucleotides. The record is from the annotation of a GenBank genome assembly. NCBI's taxonomy places the organism in Eukaryota, Viridiplantae, Streptophyta, Zygnematophyceae, Desmidiales, Closteriaceae.
AUGUCGACUUCGUACCAAAUAUCGUCGCCGAGGCAUGACGCCGCGCCGAUCACGCUCCGCGCGUGCAGAAGGAGCGAGGGCGCCGCGGAGGCCGCGAUCGACGUCUGCGUGCGGUAUCCGCACGAGCAGGCGCGGUCGAGCUUCGUGAUUGGUCGGAGCGGCGAGAUCACGGUGGUGUGUCGCGUGAAGCAGGACCCGCAGGCGGCUUUAUCCGCUGCGGCGACGCAGCUUCUAACGAGAGCGCAAGGCGAACCUCUACGCCAGCUGGCAGCGGCGCACGGGCGACUAAGUCGAGGGGUGGCGACUCUGACGAGUCGCAUCGUGUCGCACGCGCUGGGGCUGGAGAGGGACCUCAGCAAGGAGCAAUUCGCGGCGCUGUUGCCACCUUCCGUUUACGUGGACGGUCAUAUCAUCGCCGCGCCGCAACGCGCGGCGGCCGCGGCGUCGGCGGCGUUGAACACCCUGGCGACCGCGGCAAUCGACCCCGCGUCGCUGCGGCUGGGCCAUAGAGGCGACCCACUCGCGUCGGCUGCCGCCGCCGCCUCCGUCUCCGAGUUCCCCGCCGUACCCGGCGGGAUUUUCGCGCAGCGGAGCCGGAUCGCGGCAACGGUGGGGCCGUUCGGGCUCCCCGUCUCCGGCGGGUGGCUGUCGUCGCGCUACGGGUGGCGCGAGGCGCGCAAGAAAUUCCACAAGGGGAUCGAUAUUGCCGUUGAGGAGAACACGCCAGUGGUUGCGGCGCAGGCGGGGAGAAUCUCGUUCGCGGGAUGGCGGAAGGGGUACGGAUACGUGGUGGUGGUAGAUCACGGGAAGGGGUACGCGUCGCUAUACGCGCACUGUAAUCGGUUCGUGGCGCGGAAGGGGGAAGCGGUGGGGAAGGGGCAGGCGAUCGCGCUGUCGGGAAACACGGGGCACUCGACCGGGCCGCACCUGCACUUCGAGAUUCACCGGCACGGGUCGCCUGUGGACCCGCUGCUGCUGCUGCCCGCGGAAGCGGCGCGCACGGAGAGAUAG